Messenger RNA from Tribolium castaneum (red flour beetle), 731 nucleotides. RefSeq lists its product as uncharacterized. The transcript is spliced from 5 exons. The record is from RefSeq and is a predicted model, not a curated record. Bases 79 to 645 code for a protein of 188 amino acids. NCBI's taxonomy places the organism in Eukaryota, Metazoa, Arthropoda, Insecta, Coleoptera, Tenebrionidae.
UCCAUGAGUAAUCAGACUGUGGACGGAUUAAAUUUUUGACAGUAAAAUUGACGUUUUUUUUGGAAAAUUCACGUGAAAAUGGCCCAAUGUUUCGUUUCCACUUAUCGAAAUCACUACAGGUGGCCCGACCCCCAAUUCACAAAAUCUGCCCAUGAGCCGUACGAUAACUUUGUCAGUGUUAUUCCCCCUGAAGACAUUUGGAUUGGCGCCGAUACCGGCGAGGAUAAAUUGGACGCUGCAGCUUUGGAGAAACGCCUGAGAAAAUGUUAUCUCAAGCGCCUAAUAACAACCUAUCAGUAUGAUUAUUGCAAAGACUUGGUGGCUAAAUUCAUCGGCGAGCCUGCAAACAUCGAAAUCGAGAAUCAGCUCCUGCAAUCGGCUAAAAAUCUCUACGAUCCUGACUCCCGUCCGAAAAUCGCUCCCCCGUUACCGGGAACGAGAAAAGUUUUUGGUUAUAUCCGACCCAGUCGAAACUACACGCCCUUGACGACCUACCAGUUCUUUAUCGGAAAAACGGGCUAUCAAAUGCUCAAAGGCAUGCCACAGGCCGAACUCCAGCAACAAGACGAGAAAGGGGAAGAUUUGGUGAAAAAACCGGAAAAAAUCGAAGCGAAAUGCGAAUGCUAUUGUUGCUCAAGGAAAUAAAAAUUCGCCACCACGUGUAAAACAAAUUUUAUUAGUUGUUUUGAGUCGUUGUAAAUGCGCUGUGAAAAAUAAAAUAUUUCCGAAUU